Molecule: messenger RNA, 1599 nt
Organism: Heterostelium album PN500
Lineage: Eukaryota; Evosea; Eumycetozoa; Acytosteliales; Acytosteliaceae
Exons: 1
Coding region: 1-1599 (532 amino acids)
Source: RefSeq, a predicted model, not a curated record
AUGUCCAUACCUCCUUUAAUACAAAGUAAAAUAAUUAAAUAUCUAUGUGAAAAAGGUGAUGUGUGGAUAGUGGAGAUAUCUUUGGUUUGCAAACAUUUCUUUAAAAUCGUAAAAGAAAUAAUAGGUUCAAGCAUUAGAUUCGAUUUUGGUAUAUCAUCAAAUAUUAUGCUUUCAAGUGGAAGUCAUGAAGAUGAAAUUAUUUUCAAUAAUUUUUGCAAUGCUAUCAUUGAAGAUAAGAUAUACAAGAGUCAAUUUUUUCUCUAUUCUAAACUUAGAGAAUUGACUGUGUAUCAUGGAGCUGACUACGGUGGAGAGAAAUUUAUCAUCGACAGCUUGGCCAAACUUCUCAAGAGUGCUCAAUGGACAGAAUGGAACCAAAAGAAUAAACUUCAACAUCUACCACGGAUUAAAGUUAGGAUGCUUCAUUGUGAUGGAUAUUCAAGUGAAAUCAAAUGGGUUUUGAAGAAAAAUAGAGUUGCAAAAUACAUCAGUGAAUUCGGUUUGUAUGCCGAUUUUGAGAGUGAAGAUUUAGGUCGCUUUAAACUACCACGAAGUUUGAAGAGAUUAACCAUCUUAGCUUCUGAUGAUAUGGAUAGUCUACCUUCAGAUUCAAUGCAAAUCGAAUAUUUUCUUCAAGGAUUAAGAAAGUGUAAACAAUUGCAACAUCUAAGCUUUCAAUCAGGAAUAUUCGAACGAUUGCUCAGCAAGGAAAGUGGAUUAUUUUUUUGGAACAUCAAAUCUCUAAAGAAACUAAAGAGUUUGGAGAUUAUCGGAAUAGCCGAAUCAAUACGGGGGGUUGGAUUUGGUGAUGGUGAACCUGAAUGGAAUGAUCAGAUCAUCAAUCAUUUGAAAGCUCACAAACAGAUCACAGAGUUUUCGUUUGGUUUGGCUUACAACAUUGAAGUUUUAAAUCUUCAACAAUACCAGCUAUUGGAAUAUCUAUUCAGUCAAGAUUGUGUCGUUCAGAGAAUAAAAGCAUUGUCGAUGUUGUCAAAUGAGAUACCCAAGAUUCAAAGGAACAUUCAAUAUCUAUUUGUUGGUAUAGAGAUGUCUGUUGGGCAUUUUACAAUUGAAAGUUUAGAAGGACGUUAUCGAUACACUUUAAUGGAAAUUAAAAGAUACAGUAGAACUGAAGAACAAUCUCUUCUUGCAAAACAAGAGAUAGAACAUCAAGUUCAAGUAGCUAUCAAUGAAUUCAGUUAUAUCGAUCAUUUGGUGAUUUGUGAUUCAAUGGAAGAGAGGAGAGACGACUUCAAUCAGAUCAAUGCAGACAGCAAUCACACAAAAUCUAAAAACUAUUUCUUUGCACUUGACUAUUUGGAGUUUGUCGAGCAACUUAGAGUUGGAAGAGAAUCAGCAAAUCAGAAGAUUGAAAUACGUCUCAGUAAUGAAAUGCAAAAGUAUUGGAUCAUUUUGGGUUGUCCAAACAGCGAAUAUAGCUAUCUAGAUUCGGAUGAUGACAAUGAUUCAGAUUACUCAAGAAAUAAUGAUGAAGAUUAUGAAGAAUAUUUUGAUGACUCUGCAUUCGAAGACUCUGAAUAUGAAAAUGAUGAAGAAACUGCUAUCUCUAUAGAAAUAGAAUCAAAUAUUAAUAAUUAA